UAGAAAAUUCUCAGGCAUUUUCUUCGUCGUCGUUUUUCGUUUUCCUUCUAAAAUUAUUAUCCAUUAUGUCUUCUAAUGGAGAAAUUAGUGAAAAAAUUGCUAAAUAUGCUCAAAUUUCAUUAGGAUCUGAUUUGUCAGAUUUUACAAAUAAUGAAAAAAUUGCCUGGAAGGGAAAUGAAUCUUUAUUAGAACAGUUAUUAUCAGCAGCUCCACGCGAUGAAAAUGCUAUAUUGUUUUUUAAUUUAAUGAAAGGACCGUGGGAUAGAGUUGAUGGAA
Funneliformis geosporum is the source of this 276-nucleotide messenger RNA. The record is from the annotation of a GenBank genome assembly. Lineage: Eukaryota; Fungi; Glomeromycota; Glomeromycetes; Glomerales; Glomeraceae.